This is a messenger RNA of Papilio machaon (common yellow swallowtail), 1190 nucleotides long. RefSeq lists its product as uncharacterized. The coding region runs from base 26 to 1078 and encodes 350 amino acids. The transcript has 5 exons. The record is from RefSeq and is a predicted model, not a curated record. Lineage: Eukaryota; Metazoa; Arthropoda; Insecta; Lepidoptera; Papilionidae.
AGACAAAAUGUUCGCGCAGUGAAACAUGGACCCUCUGACGUGGUUAUCCCUGGGGCUGCAGUUAGCGGCGCUGUGCUGCAUCGUAGGCGCGCUGCUGUUGUACCUACUGCGCAAAGUACGCGUUGCAGAGGUGCUGCCGACAGAUGGUGCAAAGACCGUACUCGUCACCUCCGUCGAUACUGCUCUAGGCUUGCAGAUAGCAACAUAUCUAAGCGAUCGAGGGUGGCGUGUGAUCGCUGGCUGCCGUAGCGGCGGGCUGGGCGCGCGCUUGGCUGAGUCCUGGCUGCAGGCACACGUAGCUGCCACACCCGAGGACGAGCAACCUCCCCGCCUCGCCACCCUCGAACUGGAUGUAGCUCGCGAGGACCUACUUGAAGAGUCUGCGAGGGCCAUCGCGCAGCAUCUACCAGCUGGGGAACAUGGCGUGUGGGCGGUGAUCAACACGGCGGGGUGUGGCGGACGCGGCGCGGCGCGCUGGGAGGCGGCGCUGCGCGGUAAUGUGCUGGGCGCGCUGCGCGUCGCGCGCUCCUUCGCGCCUUUGCUCGCCGCCGCCGCCGCCGACCAUCCGCACGCGGGAAGACUCUUUUACAUCGGUUUGACAUCGGACACGGCGUGUGAGAACGUGUCACAGGGGGCGGGUGCAGGGGUGGGGCAGACGCAGGGCGUGCUGGAGGCGUGCGAGGCGGGCGCGGUGUGCGCGGCGGCGCGCUGGGGCACGUGGGGUGCGGCGCGCGCUCUGCGGGGUGCGCUGCGGCCGCGCGGCGUGCGCGUGGUGCUGCUGCACGCGCCGGACCUCUCCGCACUCGACGUGUACGCGCCGCCCGCGCAGCUCAGCGCGCCCAGCCAGCCGGCAAGCCGACCAGAAAGUCCGAGCUCCGACAUAAGCGGUGCGAGCGCGAGCUGUGCGGUGACGAUGCCGGGCGAGGCGGCGGAGUACAGCGCCAAGGUGCUGCCGGCCGCCGCGCUCAGGCUGCUGGAGGACGCACUCACUACGCCCGCACCAAAAGACUCCUACUACUUGAAAGUCAAACACGACUCCUGGUUCACAAGGAUGCCUUCCUUGAGGGUCGGACACUGAACUAAUUAAUAGGGCGUGGCUUUGUUUACGAAUUCGCUUCAAAGAAGUUUUUAAAACUGCAUUGAAUCAUGAUUGUUUGAUUCUAAAAGUUUACUGAUGUUAAAUGUUUGAA